CCUUAGUUUCCUGUUGGAGUACUGUAUGGGAUAUGACACAGACAUUGAGGGAGCACAAAUAAAAACAAUUACCGAAACUCUUGCGGAAACGAUUAAACAACCAUAUUGCAUACUAGAUUGGACAAGAAAGCAGCAUUGUCAGAGGAUACGACAAAGUAGUUGGCCGCAAUGGAGGCAGUGCCUCGAAUGCCCAUGAUAUGGCUCGAUCUAAAAGAGGCAGGGGAGUUCCAGUUCAGCCCGUCUGUCAAGCAGUUCAUCCUGAAGAACUAUGGCGAGAACCCAGAAAACUACAAUGAGCAGCUGAAGAAGCUGGAGCAGCUGCGCCUGAGCGCGGUCAAUGUGACGCGGGACUUUGAGGGGUGUAGCACGCUGCGGAAGUACUUUGGUCAGCUGCACUACCUUCAGAGCAGGGUACCCCUGGGGACAGGCCAGGAGGCCGCGGUGCCAAUCUCCUGGACUGAGAUUUUCUCUGGAAAGACUGUCACCCAUGAUGAUAUCAGCUAUGAGCAGGCCUGCAUUCUCUACAAUCUGGGUGCUCUUCACUCCAUGCUUGGAGCUAUGGACAACAGGGUGUCUGAGGAGGGGAUGAAGGUGUCCUGCACUCACUUCCAGUGCUCAGCUGGAGCCUUCUCCUACCUGAGGGACCACUUCAGCCACAACUUCAGUGUGGACAUGAGUCACCAGAUUCUCAACCUCAACAUCAACCUCAUGCUGGGACAAGCACAGGAGUGUCUUCUGGAGAAGUCCAUGCUGGAUAACAGGAAGAGCUUCCUUGUGGCACGCAUCAGUGCUCAGGUGGUAGACUACUACAAGGAGGCAUGCCGGGCGCUGGAGAACUCUGACACGGCCUCGUUGCUGGGGAAGAUCCAGAAGGACUGGAAGAAGCUGGUUCAGAUGAAGAUCUAUUACUUUGCAGCCAUUGCUCAUCUGCACAUGGGCAAACAGGCAGAAGAGCAACAGAAAUAUGGUGAAAGGCUGGCAUACCUGCAGAGCUCUUUAGACAAGCUGAGUGAAGCGGUGAAGCUGGCCAAGGGACAGCCAGACAGUGUGCAGGAGGCCUUGAAGUUCACCAUGGAUGUCAUUGGGGGAAAGUUCAACUCUGCCAAAAAGGAUAAUGACUUUAUUUACCAUGAGUCUGUGCCUGCACUGGACACGUUGCCCUCUGUUAAAGGUGCCCCCCUGGUGAAGGCCCUGCCCGUAAACCCCACUGACCCCAGUGUCACCGGUCCCGACAUCUUCUCCAAACUGGUUCCCAUGGCUGCCCAUGAGGCUUCCUCUCUCUACAGUGAGGAGAAAGCCAAGCUGCUGCGGGAUGUCAUGGCCAAGAUUGACAGCAAGAAUGAGACACUGGAGCAGUUCAUGGACUCUCUCAGUCUGGACCCUGACACUGUGGAUAAUUUGGACAUGUACAGCCACAUCCCCCCAGUGCUGAUGGAGAAGUGUGCAGCCCUAAGUGUGAGACCUGAUACUGUGAAGAGCCUGAUCCAGUCCAUGCAGAUUCUGUCGGGUGUGUUCACGGAUGUGGAGGCCUCACUCAGGGAGAUCCGGGACGUCCUGGAUGAAGACGAGGCGGGUGAGCGGAGCCUGGAGGACGCGGUGGGGAAGCAGGCCAUGCCCCCUGCUCCGCCCACCCUGGCGGAGGUGCGCCGGGACCUGGACAAGUACCUGGAGGCCCACGAGAAGGCCAGCUUCACCAACACGGAGCUGCACCGAGCCAUGAACCUGCACAUCAGCAACCUGCGCCUGCUGGGGGGACCGCUGGACGCCCUGAGAGACGCUCUGCCCCGCCCCGAUCUGAGCGAGGAAGAGGUAGCGGGGCUGCAGUGCAUGAAGCGGAUCUUGGGGAAAGUGCAGGAGAUGAGGGACCAGCGCAGCUCGCUGGAGAAACAGCUACGAGACCUCAUUCACCAGGAUGACAUCACCACCGCUCUGGUCACCACGGAACGUGCUGACAUGAAGAGGCUGUUUGAGGAACAGUUGAAGAAGUAUGAGCAGGUUAAGGUGUACAUUGACCAGAACCUGGCGGCGCAGGAGAAUAUUCUGAAGGCUCUGACGGAGGCUAACGUGCAGUACGCCUCUGUGCGCAAAGGCCUGUCAGAGACUGAGCACAAGUGGAACAGCACGGUACAGACCCUGGUCUCUUCUUAUGAGGCUUACGAGGACCUGAUGAAGAAGUCUCAGGAGGGGAAGGAGUUCUAUGAGGACCUGGAGGGGAAAGCCUCGCUCCUGCUGGAGAAGGCCAGAGCCCUGUGCAAGGCUCGGGACGAGGAGAGGCAGGCACUGCUGGAGAGAGAGGUGCAGAAGAAGACGCCACCGCGCCCCACUGCCCCCAAGCCCCCCCUGCAGAAGAAGCCCUCCGACAUGGACCCAGCCUCCAGCCUGGAGGACCCGGAACUUGCCCAGCUGAGCGCGGCCAUCCUGAGCCUGGGAGGGGACCUGCCCGAGGAGCUGCGCAGCAUGCCCCCCGACUUCUCCUACCCGGGCGGGGCUCGCCCCCCCGCCCCCGACGCCUUCCACCCGGGAGGCGGGGCCAGGCCCUCCCUCCACUGGCCCCACUUCCCCCCUCACCUGGCUCGGCUGCCGCGCUUCCCCACCCCGCAGCACCCGGGCUUCCCCCCCAACAUGCCCCACCUGCCCCAGCAGCAGCCACACCCGCCCCAGCAGGCCUUUCCCCAGGGCCCGCAGCACACCGCUGUUUCCAGCUACGGGGGGCCGCCGCAGCCCCAGGCUGGCCCACUGAGGGGAGCCGUCCCCGUCCGCCCCUCCACAACCACAGUGGACAGCGUGCAGACGCCCAUCGCCAGCUACACCCCCGCUUCAGGGCAGCCCGUCGCCCGUCAGCCCAACCCCCCCGUGCCUGGGGGGUACGCUGUGCCCUCACAGAUGGGCCACUUCCCCCCGUACCCCCCUCAGCCUGGGGUGCCCGUACACCCACAGCAGCCCUUCCCCCAGGCCCACGGCCAGUUUCCUCAAUACCAGCCGGCCCCCGGCCUCGGCCCCACUCCCGCCCCUGGCCCUGCCCGGCCCCAGCAGCCCUUGUCCAGGCCCCAGGGACCCCUCCCCGCCCCACAGCCCCAGUACCCACAUUACAUGCCCCAGCCCCGACAGCCUGGGCCUCCCCACUUUCAGCAGCCUGCCUUUCCAGGACAGCUCCCACCUCAGGUGCUCCCUGGCCCGCCCCAGCCCCAGCCCGGGUACUUUCCACAUGCCUCACAGUCCCACAUGAUGGCUGGCCCCCACCCCCCUCAUCCACAAAUGCCCCCCUCUUCUCAGGUCCAGUUACCCCCUCAUGUGCCUCAUCCCCAAAUGCCCCCGGCCUCCCAGGCUCAAUUGCCUCCUCAUGCCCAUCAUCCUCAAAUGACCCCGGCCUCCCAGGCUCAACUGCCUCCUCAUGCCCCUCAUCCACAGAUGCCUCCAACCUGCCAGGCUCAGUUACCCCCUUAUGCCCCUCAUACACAAAUGCCCCCAGUCUCCCAGGCUCAGUUACCCCCUCAUGCCCUUAAUCCCCAAAUGCCCCCAGUCUCCCAGGCUCACAUGGUCCCUGGUCAGCCACUCCACCCCCAGCUCCCCCUCCGCAUGCCCCAGCAGCCUCUCCCCCCUCACUCAGGGACGGUGUGCUAUCCUGGCAGUGUUCCCAUGAUGCCCCACCAGGCUGCACCAGGGGCUCCCCAGCAGCCCCAGGCACUUCCCCCCACUGGCCCCACGAACUACACUACCCCUCCCCCUCCAAGCGCUGCUGUCCAGGCCGGUCCCUUGCAGCACCCCACCCCUAUGGCACCGCCCCCAGGACCCCAGCCCCUCCCACAGCACAUGAUCCCCCCUCCCUUCUGCGCGGUCGCGCAGCCACCCAACAUCGUCCCACCCUCGCCGACCCCCUCGCCCUCCCCAUCACCAGGACCCCCUCCCGGGCUGAUCCCCCAGAGACCCUCCCCUGCGCUCACUCCCGUAGGCGGGGCCCACCUGCCCCCAGCCGCCGCCUCCUCCUCCGCCUCGUCCUCCCCUCCGAGCUCCUCCGACUCUCUGUUCCAGCGCCAGACCUCCAGCACUGACGACCUGCUGUCCUCCAGCCCCGAGAGCCAGCACGGGGGCGUCAAGGCCGCCGCCAACGUGCUGCUGCCCACCAAGGCCGACCCGCAGGACGGCCAGCGCAGGAGGAAGCAGGAGGCCGUGCGGCUGAUCGAGGGCGACCCGUACCAGGCGCCCGAGCGGGUCUCGCGGCUCUGCGCGGAGUUGGAGCGCUUCCGCGAGACGGUGCAGUCCCUGGAGCGGCCCCAGGCCGAGUCGGGGGGGCUGUCCGAGCUGGACGCCCGCUGGAAAGAGCUGCAGGAUCAGCAGGAGAGGGACGCCCGGCAGCUGUCCAUCGCCAUCGCCCGCUGCUACAGCAUGAAGAACCGCAACCAGGACAUCAUGCCCUACGACCGCAACCGCGUGGUGCUGCAGUCGGGGAAGGACGACUACAUCAACGCCAGCGCCAUUGAGGACCUGUCGCCGUACUGCCCGCGCAUCAUCGCCACCCAGGCGCCGCUGACGGGCACUGCGGCUGACUUCUGGCUCAUGGUGUACGAGCAGAAGGUGUCUCUGGUCGUCAUGCUGGUGUCUGAGCAAGAGCUGGAGAAGCAAAAAGUGCUGCCAUACUUCCCCUUGGAGCGGGGCCAACAGCUCUCCCAGGGCCCCAUCACUCUGACCCUCACCGCCCAGAAGACCACGCCCACUCACGUGGAGCGUAUGAUCGGUCUGCAGUUCCGUGACCAGAGCUUGAAGCGUACAGUCAUCCACCUGCAGUUCACGUCCUGGCCUGAACUGGGCCUUCCAGACAGCAAAAGCAAUUUGAUCCGCUUCAUCCAGGAGGUUCAUGGGCACUACCUGCACCAGCGCCCGCUGCAUACGCCCAUCGUAGUUCACUGCAGCUCGGGCGUGGGCAGAACUGGUGCCUUCUGCCUGCUGUACGCUGCGCUGCAAGAGCUGGAGGCGGGGAACGGCAUCCCAGACCUGCCGCUGCUGGUGAGGAAGAUGAGGCAGCAGAGGAAGAACAUGCUGCAGGAGAAGCUGCACCUUAAGUUCUGCUAUGAGGCCGUCCUGAAGCAUGCUGAACAGGUCCUCCAGCGCCAUGGUGUCUCUACCGCCCCCUGCAGCAAGAGCAACAACAGCAUAGCCCCAAAGACUUACUCGCGGCAGGAGUCCCAGGACAUCGUUCUUGGGGGUGACAUGCCGAUCAGCUCCAUCCAGGCCACCAUUGCCAAGCUGAGCAUCCGGCCUCCCAGUGCCUCUGAGGGGCUUGAUUUAGGCCAGGAUCUGCCGCCUCCUGCCUUAGCUGAUGUCCUAAUUCCAGGGGAUGUAGAGCCCAGCUCUCUGUCACCUCCAGAGCCCACCCUCAGUGAGCCCCUGCCCCUGUCGCUCAGCCCCCCACCCUCCUCUCCUGAGAAGGCGCAGUCCCCUCCUCCCCCAAAUCAGGAGCAUGGCAAUGGCCUGGAUGGGCCUGUCCCUGCAACCGCCAAUCACCAUUCUGAUCCCACCCAAAUGCCAGCUCCAGCCCUGCCCCCUGCACUAGGCUCCUCCUCUUCCUCUUCCUCAUCUUUGGAGCUGCUGGCCUCCAUGACCCCCGAAGCGUUCACGCUGGACAGCGCCUAUCGGGGGAAGCAGCGCAUCAAUAAGCAGAGCUUUCUCCAGCCGCACGAGGGCCAGGGCUUGCAGGGGGUGCCGUCAGAAGAUGAUCCGCUCAGCAGCCUGGAUCCGCUCUGGACGCUGAACAAGACUUGAGCCGGCCCCGUAGGUCCGGUUCAGCUCCUUCGCUCUUUCUCUCGCUCUUUGCCUUCUAGCGCAGGAUCGGUCCAGUUCUGUCGGCCCACUAUUAUCCUUCAUCCUCCAGAAAUCGCCUGCGCGCGUGGGACCACUUCAGUGUCAGUCUGUCUGUCUCUGUGUCCAAAAGAGUCUUCUUCCAGCUGUGCCACCAAACAUAAGCCCCCUCUCCCCUCCAGUUUGAGUCUGUCCAGUCAUACCCCGUAUCCCAGCAUGCUAUCCUGCUACAGUAACACAUUGUCUCAGUACUGAGAGCAUGUGAAUGCACAAUUGCAGCACGCUUCCUGCCUCCUGGAUACCGGCCUUUCGGGGUGUGGGACCCCACAGAGUUAAGUUCACCAAAGCUGCUUGAUGAUGACGGUGACUGUGGAUCUCGGACAUCUGGGAUGAAGAAGCACUUGGCCAUCGCAUCGGUGUGCACUAACAAUGACAAAACAAAGAGGAACAGCUUCCCAUCCCAUCAGCAUGGUCAGUGGAGCAAUCCCAGAGUCCACCUGGCUUCCUGAAUCAGAAGCUUGCCUAUCAUAACAGUUACUGUACACACUGGCACUACAGCAUCCCACGUGUGAGCUGUUGAGAUUGUGUUGAUCUGUAUGUAUGUAUGUAGAAUGGAAGUGUAGUGAGUAAUGAAAUAGGCCACAUAUUCUCACUUUAAUGGCGUUACACAGACACACACACACACACGUUAUCAGCAGACCUUGAAUAAUAACGCACCUUUUUAAUGCAGUGACUAUUCUCCUCCUUUCUGUAACAAUGUAAAUAAGUCUUAAUUAAAAUAAACCUGGAACUCAC
Anguilla rostrata (American eel) is the source of this 6588-nucleotide messenger RNA. It is a transcript of the gene ptpn23a, whose product is annotated as protein tyrosine phosphatase, non-receptor type 23, a. The record is from RefSeq and is a predicted model, not a curated record. Gene Ontology annotation, cellular component: endosome. Gene Ontology annotation, molecular function: protein binding; protein tyrosine phosphatase activity. Lineage: Eukaryota; Metazoa; Chordata; Actinopteri; Anguilliformes; Anguillidae. Gene Ontology annotation, biological process: early endosome to late endosome transport; endocytic recycling; protein dephosphorylation.